This is a messenger RNA of Mustela lutreola (European mink), 4089 nucleotides long. RefSeq names its product GATA zinc finger domain containing 2A (gene GATAD2A). The transcript has 13 exons. Gene Ontology annotation, cellular component: NuRD complex. The coding region runs from base 409 to 2328 and encodes 639 amino acids. Gene Ontology annotation, biological process: negative regulation of transcription by RNA polymerase II. The record is from RefSeq and is a predicted model, not a curated record. Lineage: Eukaryota; Metazoa; Chordata; Mammalia; Carnivora; Mustelidae. Gene Ontology annotation, molecular function: sequence-specific DNA binding.
UCUGCCUAGCAACCGGGGAAGCCGGGCUGCGAAGCGGGCAAUUUCAGUGUGAGAAGGAGCGGCGAGACCGAGCGGCGGCUCCGAGCGCGGCGAGGCGGCUCCUCCUGCCCGGGGUCAGCGCCCCGGCGCGCGCACGCGCACCCCCGCCACCCGAGCGCGCUCCGCGCCGCCCGCGCAGUCGGUCGGUCGGUCGUCCGUCGUCCUGUCGCAGCCGCCGCCGCGGGCGCCACCUGAGGGAGCCGCCGCCGCGGGACCCGAGCUGAUUGGACCGGACCCCGCCUCCCGAGGCCACCCGGGGCCCAGCAGCCGCCCGCAGAGGCGCCGAGCAACUUCGGUUGGUCAGCACGUUGACACAAGUUGCCUUUUGACGUAGCUGCCGCCAUGGCCAGCUGGUAGGACUAGCAUCCCAUGCACAGAAGCCAGUUCAGAAUGACUGAAGAAGCAUGCCGAACACGGAGUCAGAAACGAGCGCUUGAACGGGACCCAGCAGAGGAUGAUGUGGAGAGCAAGAAAAUAAAAAUGGAGAGAGGAUUGUUGUCUUCAGAUUUAAACACUGACGGAGACAUGAGAGUGACGCCUGAGCCAGGAGCAGGCCCAGCCCAAGGGUUGCUGAGGGGGGCAGAGGUGCCGACUGUGGGCAGAUGCGAAGGGCAGGCGGGUGACGGGCCCGUGGACAUGCGUACCUCAUACAGUGACAUGAAGUCUGAGAGGAGAGCCCCCUCUCCUGAUGUGAUUGUGCUCUCUGACAAUGAGCAGCCCGCAAGCCCAAGGGUGAAUGGGCUGACAAAGGAGGCCUUGAAGGAGACCAGCACCGAGGCCCUCAUGAAAAGCAGUCCUGAAGAACGAGAAAGAAUGAUUAAGCAACUGAAAGAAGAGUUAAGAUUAGAAGAAGCAAAACUCGUUUUAUUAAAAAAGUUGCGGCAGAGUCAAAUACAAAAGGAAACUACCACCCAGAAGCCCACAGGCUCUGCUGGGAGUGCCGUGACCACCCCUCCCCCGCUUGUGCGGGGCACCCAGAACAUUCCUUCUGGCAAGCCAUCCCUUCAGACCUCUUCAACAAGAAUGCCUGGCAGUGUCAUCCCACCACCCCUGGUCCGCGGUGGGCAGCAGGUGUCCUCGAAGCUGGGGCCACAGGCGAGCUCACAGGUCGUCAUGCCCCCACUUGUCAGGGGGGCUCAGCAAAUCCACAACAUCAGACAACAUUCCAGCACGGGGCCGCCGCCACUCCUCUUGGCCCCCCGGGCAUCUGUGCCCAGUGUGCAAAUUCAGGGACAGAGGAUCAUCCAGCAGGGUCUCAUCCGUGUCGCCAAUGUCCCCAAUACCAGUCUGCUUGUCAACAUCCCACAGCCUUCCCCAGCGUCGCUGAAAGGGACGACCGCCACCUCUGCUCAGGCCAACUCUACCCCCACCAGCGUGGCCUCUGUGGUCACCUCUGCUGAUUCUCCAGCCAGUCGUCAGGCAGCUGCCAAGCUUGCGCUGCGCAAACAGCUGGAGAAGACGCUGCUAGAAAUCCCCCCUCCCAAGCCCCCUGCCCCGGAGAUGAACUUCCUGCCCAGCGCUGCCAACAACGAAUUCAUCUACCUGGUCGGCCUGGAGGAAGUGGUGCAGAACCUGCUAGAGACCCAAGCGGGCAGGAUGUCAGCUGCUGCUGUUCUGUCCCGGGAGCCCUACAUGUGUGCGCAGUGCAAGACGGACUUCACAUGCCGUUGGCGGGAGGAGAAGGGUGGCGCCAUCAUGUGUGAGAACUGCAUGGCAUCCAACCAGAAGAAGGCACUCAAGGUAGAGCACACGAGCCGGCUGAAGGCCGCUUUUGUGAAAGCUCUGCAGCAGGAACAGGAGAUCGAGCAGCGCCUCCUACAACAGGGUGCCGCCCCCACACAGGCCAAGGCUGAGCCUGCCGCCGCCCCACACCCCGCACUAAAGCAGGUCAUAAAACCCCGGCGUAAGUUGGCGUUCCGCUCAGGAGAGGCCCGCGACUGGAGUAACGGGGCUGUGCUACAGGCCUCCAGCCAGCUGUCCCGGGGCUCGACCACAACGCCCCGUGGUGUCCUGCACACGUUCAGCCAGUCACCCAAACUGCAGAACGCAGCCUCAGCCACAGCCCUUGUCAGCAGGACCGGCAGACAUUCCGAGAGAGCUGUAAGCACCGGCAAGGGCAAUGCCACCACCAACUGGAAGAAGGCACCCCUAAGUACAGGCGGGGCCCUUGCGUUUGUCAGCCCGAGCUUGGCAGUGCACAAGACCUCCUCAGCGGUGGACCGCCAGCGGGAGUACCUCCUGGACAUGAUCCCGCCACGCUCCAUCCCCCAGUCAGCCACGUGGAAAUAGUGCGAGCCGGGCCCAGUGGAGAACAGGCUCCCUCCUCCCUCCCACCUGGCCCUGCCACCCUCCACUCGGGAAGACCUCGUACUCCCUGAGGAAACGAGUGAGCGAGCGCCGGCCCCGCUGCAGAAGCAAGGGCCCCGUUCUUGGCUGCAGAGUCUCGUCGCAGCUGAGGGGCUGCUUCACAGGUGGACGAGGAAUAUCACUGAGGGACCUUUCCCUUGGGCUUUUUUCCUUUCUUUGCCUUUAGUUUGCCCAACACCAGCAGAAAAGUGGACCUUGGGGGCUGGUUCUGCUUCCGGCCCUUUCUUUCAGCGCCCCCAACCCCUCCCCACUCCCCCACCCCCCGGCAGGGUGCACGGACGGCUCACCCUGGACACUGUGACACGCUCGGCGAGACCGGCGCCCGGGGCUUCUGAAGUCGAGCGGAGCGUUCUGUUUUGUUUUUGCUUUUCCCCAUCUUAGCCUCCCAGUCUUUGACUGCCUUCCUUCAUGGCAAUCUUUAGGUUGACAGAUUUUUUUUAAAUCACCUCAUGAUGAUGGAGUUUAAAGUAAACCGUGCAGACCUAGGGGUCCCUGCCGAGCACGGCCCCCACACCCCAGAGGGUGGGCCACUGACUGCCUAGCCCUCACUCUAGCGGAAGGCCUCUGCUGCUGCUCAUCCCGGAGAACCUGGACCUCCCACACUUAGCAGAAGAACAAACUGCAACCCAGACCCCAGCCAGAGAGCCUGGGAUCCCAGAAGCCGCACGCCGCCAAUAGAGGAGGGAGAGAGAAUUGGCAGCAACACCCAGAGCCUGAGUGGGAAAUUGAAGGGGUGGGCUAUUGUGUUUUUUUGUUGUUGUGGUUUUAUUUUAUUAAAUUUCUCCUUUACUUACUUAUUUUGAUGGACACCAUCUUAAGCUGCCCUGGCCUAUGCUUCUGUCAGGUGUGUCUGGUGGGGAAGUACCCCUGCCCUUCCAAGACUUCAGGGUUUUCAUUUGGGUCUAGUUUAGAACUUUCCCUUAAAACAGGGCCAUGCUGCCAGGGUUCGCCUUCAGACUGUUUUGGUUUUGGUUUUGGUUUUUUGUUUUGUUGUUUUGUUGUUGUUUUUUUUUUUUAACUCUUUCGACUCUACAGAAAUGUCUUAUGCAACGGAUCAGGUCUGCUCUUAUUUGUGUUUCAUUUUGGUUUAUCCAACUUCCUAAAAAUCGGUUCCAUGAGGAUAGGCAGAAGCUGUCAUGAGUGUGCUCUGCACAGGGCUGUCUCCGUGCAGGUGCGUGGGUGUCCUGUGUGCACGCACACAUGUUUGUUGACGUGGAGAUGGGGUACUCUUGCUCCCCACUUCAGCCCCAGCCCUAGUUUUCCUAUCCAUGCAGUUAGGGACUUAAUUUAAAAUCCUUAUUUUGUAGGGCCUCCUUCUUCAAAACACACUGCUACAACAUUCUAAUAAAGGCUCAUUUAACCCCCUCUCUCAUGUGUGAAUAUCCAUGUUUAGCAACAUUUUGACCCGCGGUAGAAGACCUAGUUUUGCAACAUUCUAAUUUUUUGUUGUGUAAAACCCUGUAUUUUAAAUUGAUUUUUGUUUUGAGUGCAUAACUUAGAGGGGCUGGAGGAGGGGAGGGCAAGGAAGGGUGGCUUUCAUUCCAAGAUCCAGGGAUUUGGGGGAAAGGAGGGAAAUUGACAUGGGGGUGUUUUACACCAAAAAAUCAAGAGUAUGCAAGCAUUUCUAUUUCUCACAUUUUUCUGUGUGCCUGGCAAAUAAAUACUUGUCUUAUACUAUCCUGA